AAAAUUAUUCCAGAAAUGAACUUGGUUUUGAUUGCAGUUUUAUUCUUGCCUGAUUUCUCCAUUUCCGCUGUGAACUUCCAGCAGCUCCCAUCUGUGUUCGUCAGAGACGGCGAUCAGAGCGUGACCCUGCGGUGCGAUCAGGACAAUAAUCAGCAUUACUACAUGUUCUGGUACAGACACCCGGCAGGCAGUGGGAAAAUGGAGCUGGUCGCAUAUUCUGCAGGUCAAGACACCACGUCUGUUGAAGCUCCUUUCAGCAAGACUAAAUACACCAUGACCCGUCCAGAAGUGCUCAGAACCUCCCUGCAGAUCCACUCUCCUGAGGCUGCAGACUCUGCUGUGUACUACUGCGCUUCCAGUCUAGCACAGUGCUUCAGGCUGCCUCAGCCGCCUAACAACAACCUCAGGAGGAGGACCGCCCCAGAAAUAGCAGCAGGCAGCCUGGAGCUGCUCCAGCGUCAAGUCGGCCCGACCUCCACAGCUGCUCCCAGAGACUCACAGAUGGAGGCUGAGAUACGGAGAGGCUGGCUGGGGGGAGGCGGGGAGAGACGGAGGCAGCAGUCAUCACGUUUGCGUCGUGGCGAAUACGAAGAGCGGCUUAUGAUGGACAAACAGCAAAAAAAUAAUGUGAAAUGUAAUGUGGCAAAGACAGAAGAAGCUGAGGUUGUUUUGGGCACUGAUGGCGCUCACUGUGACUCUGGUAGUGGAGCUGAAGCUUACUUCGGAGCGGGAACAAAGUUAACGGUUUUAGAUAAAACGCCAGUCACUCCCCCGACUGUGAAAGUUCUCCCACCUUCAGAAAAAGAAUGCAAAGACAAAAAAGGGAAGAAGAAGAAGACCCUGGUCUGUGUGGCCUCUGGUUUCUACCCAGACCAUGUCAGCGUGUCCUGGAAGCGCAACAAUCUGGAAAUAAUUGAUGGUGUGUCGACCGACGCCGCCGCCACCAAGAAGGAUGGAGAUUAUUACAAAAUCACCAGCCGGCUGAUGGUCCCCAUCAGGGAUUGGCUUAAACCGAACAUUGAAUUUAAGUGCAUCGUCAGCUUCUUUAAUGGGACCGCUAACAUCGAAAGAGAUUAUAUUAUAAUAACAAACGCUGCAGAUAAUCCAGGCAUGACUCGAGAGAACUACAUAAAGAUCAGCCAGAACGCCAAACUGUCCUACAGCCUCCUGAUCGUGAAGAGCUGCCUCUACGCCGCCUUGGUCUGCCUUCUGGUCUGGAAGCUUCAGGGAAAACGUGGAAAGCAGACCAAGUGAGAGCAGAGCUGACGCUGUGAAUCUUCCUCCUUGUACAUAAUAAUCUUGAUCUGUUGUUAAUCUGAACAGACAAAAUAAUCUUUGGCGAUUUCAUGUUAUUUUUA
This is a messenger RNA of Xiphophorus couchianus (Monterrey platyfish), 1358 nucleotides long. RefSeq lists its product as uncharacterized. Gene Ontology annotation, cellular component: plasma membrane. Lineage: Eukaryota; Metazoa; Chordata; Actinopteri; Cyprinodontiformes; Poeciliidae. The coding region runs from base 16 to 1254 and encodes 412 amino acids. Gene Ontology annotation, biological process: cell surface receptor signaling pathway. The transcript is spliced from 8 exons. The record is from RefSeq and is a predicted model, not a curated record.